AUUUAGAUGUAUGUAAUUCUUGAGGGGGAUGGAAAGGGAUAGGAGUGAAAGGGGAAGUGUGGGGAAGGAAGAUCAGGGAAAUGGCCUCUAGCCAUGGCAAUUGCAUUACCAAGCUAAAAAGCAUCUCUUAAUCUCCUCGAAAAUUCAAGGAGGUAUGGCACAACACCCCUAGCAACUAGUUUUUGACUGAUGGAGGAAAACCAGGUUGCCAGUGAAUAAAAAUUUUGAAAGAAAACUAGAGAACAAGUCACAGCAGUUACUAUCCUACAGAACAUUCUGAAGGACCAUGUCCAUGUUACCAUGUCUAAAUCGUGAUCGUUGGACAGAAACUUUGGCUGUCGCGAUUUUAUAUGAAGUGACAAGAAAUGAAGGAAAAAAUGUUACAAGCAGAACAAAGCAGAUCAGAACAAGCGAACAAAAACAAAAUAAAAAACGAGAAAAUUGAAAAGAAUCUACGAUGGAUAGCGUUCAGAGGAACAUAGAGGAAGUUGUGCACAAACAGCAUAUCCAGGAAGCCCGAGUAAUCGUGUCAGUCAAAGCAUGCUGUCAGUCAAGCUAUAAGAGGAAAUGAUGCACAUCAUUUCAUAUAUUGACCUAAAGUUCAGACAUAUUAUAUUAUGAGCUGUCACACGACUAGUCAACCAUUUGRUCAAACAUUUCCAUCAGACGACACGACCGCAGUAAUUAUUUGUAACUGAUCCUUUUAACAAGGGUAGUUCUGGUGAGUUUCUUGGAUUAAGGCGAAUUCAUCAUGGCUCAUGCAGCAGUGGACCCAACAGCCGUCACCAUGAACAUGAAUGGCAAGACAGGGAAAGGUUUCGCUGAUCGUCGCCGAAGUCUAAUCAAAAGUGUCCUAAAAAAUAUUGAGCCGGAGAUAGUGUUCGGCCAAGAAUUGCCUGGGAAGUUUAAAAAAAUGAUUGACGAUUUGACAACUGAAAACAAGUGGGACGAGUGGGACUUUGUGAAAGUAGGAAAUGAAGCAGGCGUCAUGUGGGACACAUCGAAAUUCAAGGGUACAAAAGAUGGUUUCAGAUCCACAGAUCGAAGAAUGAUAAAGAUCAGAGAAGACUUAGGAAAAACAGAAGCAAGCAACCUUCUUUCCCGAGCUGCAUUUGUUAAGUUAACACGAAAAGACGACAAUACCAGCUUCAUUGCAGUGUCAUAUCAUGGUGAAUACAAGACCAAGAAACAAAGGGAAAUAUUCGACUGCCUCGUUGAUUUUUUAGAACGAUUAAGUAAAGAGGAGAAAAAUAUCCCUUUUCUUAUUGGUGGAGAUUUUAACUUCAACACUUUAAGUAGCCCUCAAAAGAAAGUCACUUUUGCAACGUAUAAACUGUUGCCUCGUGCAAGUGAAAAAGGAAAAAUACAAUAUAAGGAUAACUUUUGUUGGUCGAAGAAAGAACCAAGUGAUGAGAGUGAUGGUCACAGGUCAAGAGAGACAGCUCAAAUGAGAUCAUUGUUAUCAUCUACAGAUAUUCCAGAUACUAUGAGCCGACAGUUGGAACGGGCUGGACUGCAAGGGAUGAGUUUAUUUAAUGUUUUUGAAGCGCAGAGUCAUCGUGAUGUGAAGAAGCACAGCUCUAGAAGUGGUCCAUUUAUUGAAAUGCCCGAUUUGAUUGAGGUUAGUCCAUCGAAAGCUACAGCGAAGGUAUCGCAGACACGUAAGAAUUCCCGGCUGAAAAUGACAACUAAUAAAGAACCCAUUGCCAUGCGUGAUGUGUAUGCUUACGAUAUUGGGAAAGACAAUUAUGAACUGCUUGACCAUGAUCCAAUUUAUGGAAAACUUCACCUGAAAUAACCAGAGCAGGAAAAAAACCCAUUACGCUUUUAAACAUUCACGUGCUUUUAAAACUUUGUUCUAGUCAUAAUCGUGUGCGGCUACAAGUCCUCAUAGAACUGAUUAUGGAUCUUGAAUGAAUGUUAAUUUCCCAGGGAGUAAACUAAAUGAUUAGAUUAUUAUCUACCAUCCACAUAGUUCAAGCACUCGACGAAGUCCAUUGGGUUACUAGUUCGUAUUUUUAGUGUGAGGUCUCAUUGACUACCAACCUUUACACGAGCGUGGUUAUGAAUAUUAUACUAAUAAAAAAUAAUAGAUUAACAAAGUAGAUUAAUAGAGAUAAAUAAAUUUUUAUUCUAGACUAGAUUUCUAAUUCAUAAAUGUAAAAAAGCUUGUAGUUAGUGCUAAUUCAUAUUAUUGGACGGGUUAAACUAAGUUAUAACAAUUGUAUCAAAUGUUUGUACUAAUAUAUAUUUCCAUUUUAAUAGUGUCUUAAUUCUUUAUAUUUUUUAGUCGCAACGAGGUAAAGACAGAUUAUUUUAUGUACAAAUAAAUAGCUAGAAUUUGUGCUUGUUUAAAAGAACCAAUAAAUCAAUAAAA
Molecule: messenger RNA, 2377 nt
Organism: Exaiptasia diaphana
Lineage: Eukaryota; Metazoa; Cnidaria; Anthozoa; Actiniaria; Aiptasiidae
Exons: 2
Coding region: 752-1798 (348 amino acids)
Source: RefSeq, a predicted model, not a curated record